Messenger RNA from Closterium sp. Naga37s-1, 4521 nucleotides. NCBI's taxonomy places the organism in Eukaryota, Viridiplantae, Streptophyta, Zygnematophyceae, Desmidiales, Closteriaceae. The record is from the annotation of a GenBank genome assembly.
AUGGCGGAAACCCGAGUCAGAGGCGGUUGGAACAGGCAGACGACACGCAAUGCGAAGCAGGCUCGGAAUAAAAGGGAGCAAGAGGAUGAUGAUAGGAAAAAGGGAGGUCGUGUAAUUUGCUCCGCCGCCGUGCUAUUCCAGGGUGAGAGUGAGGACAAAUUCCGCCGCGUACUACACGCCGCGGAAUGCCACGCGGCGAUCGCGCUAAGCGCGGCCCGCUGCGCAGGUCUUUCCCCAGCCCCGUUUCCCCCGACCCCACUUCUCGCGCCGCUUCUCUCUGCCCACGUCGUCCCCACGCACGUCUUUUACCACUCUCUUUGUCCCCUCCUCCGCCUUUCUAAGGCGGCGAUUUGCCGUCCCCCCAUCCACCCGCCGUCCUGCCAUCCGCCCCGCCGUUCCCCCACCCGCCCCGCGCCGUCCCCCCACCCGCCCCGCGGUUCCCCCACCUGCCCCGCGGCCGUUCCCCUAUCCUCCCCGCCGUUCCCCAGAUCCGCCUCACUAAGACGAGUACCCAUCCGCCGUCCCCCCGUCCGCCCCGUCGUCCCCUAUCCGGCCCGCGGUCCCCCCAUCCGCCCCGCGGUCCCUCCAUCCGCCCCGCCGUUCCCCAUCCGCCCCGCGGUCCCCCAUCCGCCCCGCCGUUCACCCAUCCGCCCCGCCGUUCCCCAGAUCCGCCUCACUAAGACGAGUACCGCCCCGCCGUCCCCCAUCCGCCCCGCGGUCCCCCCAUCCGCCCCGCCGUUCCCCCAUCCGCCCCGCGGUCCCCCAACCCGCCCCCCCGUUCCCCCACCCGCCCCCCCGUUCCCCCAUCCGCCGACCCCGCACCCCGCUCCGUCCCCCAUCCGACUUGCCCCGCCAACUCGGCGGUCUCCACUCGCUUUACCUAAUCUGCUUCCCCCUUUCCAUCCGCCAUCAUCCAUUUGCCUGCCCCAAUCCGCAUUCAUCCCACCCCCCUUCUCCGAUCCGCGUUCCCCAAAUCCGCCUUCUCCUCAUUCACCUUCCCGUCGUCCAAUUUCCCGCCAUCCGCGGCCCGCUCAUCCGCCGUCCCCCUUCCGCCGUCCCCCGAUCCGCUCGCCCUACAUCCUCCUUCCCCAGAUCCCUUCCUCCCAUCCGCUUAUCCCCCCCCUCCCCUCCCCCCCCCCCCUCCCGCCCCUUCUUUCCCCCACGCCUGCCUUUCUCCCAUCCCCAUCCGCAUCCGCCUUUCCCCUAUCCCUCCCCCUCAUCUGUAUUCCACACAUCCUCCUACCCCCCAAUUCCCCUUGCCUCUUCCCCACAUCCGCCUUCCCCCUCCCCAUCCGCCGCCGCCCAUCUUCCUGCCCCGAUCAGCCUCUCGCCCGCCAAUCCCCCAUCCGCGUUCCCAAAUCCGCAUUCCCGCCAAUCCCCCAUCCGCCGCCCUGGUUCACAGUGCUGGUAACGGCGUGGGUGCUGUGUGGGCUGGCCGUAGCAGCAUGGCUGCUGUGGGACCGGCACUCGCAGUACGAGAGCCGCAGGGAGGAGGCGCUGGGCGUGUGGUGCAAGGAGCGCGCCCUCAUGCUGCAGCAGCUCGUGCUGACCAAUGUGGGGCAGACCCAGACCCUCACAGGCAUCAUAUCAGUGAUGGGCAAGCCGGGGCGGAGGGGCAAGUGGGAGCUGGACAGGUGUUUGAACGGCAGCACGUGGGAGGCUUACCUUACUCGCAUUGCCUAUGCUCGCCCGGGGAACACGGGGGCACUCUCCUGUGUCUUUGUCCGGGACGAGGAGAGGGCCUCUUUUGAACGGCAGUACGGCAGCAUUAGAGACAACACUCUAAACGUCAGUGCCCACCGCCCCAUCUACUGCCCCAAGAUUCUCCAAUUCUCCACAACAGUGGCCAUGAACGGCACGCAGAAUGUUGAUCUCAUGAAGCGGUUUCCCACAGAAGUUCCGCUGGCUGUGGAGGGAAGGCCUUUCUACACGUGGCCAUACCCCCUGGCUAAUUCGUCAACCAAUGCUGGGUUCGGUGUGGCCUUUCCUCUUCGCCGCACUCUCCCACCAAGCCAGUCGCAGCAUGGAGCCGUGUCGAUGGUGUAUGGGACGCUUGCUGCAUCCGUCGACGUGACAUCCAUUGCAAAGAAAGUCGUGCAAGAGUUGUACGCACCUGACCCAUCAAAGUCCUUUGAGCUCUAUGACGUCGCGAACAGAUCGACCCUCUUUGCCAUAGUCUCGCCCGUACCGCUGCACAUCUACGUCCUCCCCACCGAUCCCGCCGCUCGCAUGCUUCCCUCGCCUGCAUCCGAAACCCGCCCCUGGGAAAGGCCGGCUAUGGUGCCUCUGGAGGAGCUGGGGGCUGGCGUGCGCAAGUAUGAGGUUUGGUGCAGACACACACAACCUUCCAGCACGUGGCAAUCGUGGGGCAUCCCCAUCCUCAUCGCCCUCUUCGCCCUCCUCCUCGUGCUGCUCGUGCUGGUAGCCGCUCGGAUCCAGCGAGCCCAGUUCUUCCAGACGCAUCAGCAGAUGGCAGUUGCAGACAAACUGAGGAAGGAAGCAGAGGACGCAGAGGCGUCAAAGAGCAUGUUCGUGGCGUGCAUGUCUCACGAGCUCAGGACGCCGAUGACUGGGAUUAUCGGCAUGAUCGAUGCUUUGGCAGACAUGUCUCUCCAAAGCUCUCAGCUAUCGGACCUCCUCACGGCACGGGGUUGUGCGAUGGAUGCACUGCAUCUGGUCAACCGCGUGUUGGACCUGGCGAAGCUGGAGGCAGGCAAGGCGGUGGUGGAUGAGACGAGCUUCAUGGUGCGCGAGUGGCUUCACGAGGCAAUGGAUUGGCAUAUGGAGGUGGCACGUUUCAAAGGCAUAGAAUCGCACGGCAUUGUGGACGACAACGUUCCGGGCCACAUCGUUGGCGAUCAGAUGCACCUCUCCAAAGUGCUCAAAGAGAUCACAGAUAACGCCGUGAAGUUCACGGAGCAAGGCCGCGUGACAGUGCGGGUGUCCCUGGUGCCUCGAGGGACAAGCUUGCAAGACGCCCUUCGUUGCCAGGGUCUUUUCACAACCGCCGCUCAUGCACCUGCUUCCACUCUCACCGUCUUGGCUGCCUGGUUCUCCUCAUCAUGGCACUGGCUGAAGGAGGCCGUGAGGAGAUUGCCAGCAGCAGCAGCAGCAGCAGCAGCAGCAGCAGCAGCAGCAGCAGCAGCAGCAGCAGCAGCAGCAGCAGCAGCAGCAGCAGCAGCAGCAGCAGCAGCAGCAGCAGCAGCAGCAGCAGCAGCAGCAGCAGCAGCAGCAGCAGCAGCAGCAGCAGCAGCAGCAGCAGCAGCAGCAGCAGCAGCAGCAGCAGCAGCAGCAGCAGCAGCGGCAGCGGCAGCAUCAAGUGCAUCAAGCAGCCCUUCAAGGGAUCGGCCUGCUGUGCUGGUGGUGACGUGCCGGGACUCGGGAUGUGGCCUGCCAGCGUCCCUCCACGGAAUUCACGGCAGCAAGGAGCCUUCGCACUUUUCGCUAGCAGUGAGUUGUUGUUCAUUAGCUCUCUUGUCGCUGGUGGUGUCAUGCCGGGACUCGGGGUGCGGCCUGCCGGCGUCUCUCAUAAGAAUCCACCGCAGCAGGGAAGGGGCGUCGCACUUCUCGCCAGCAGAGUUGCACGAGACAGGGAGUGGAUCAGGGGCAUCACUUGGCCUUGUGCUCAUGCACCAGAUUGUGACUCUAAUGAAGGGGGAGAUUGCCUUUGAUUCCCAGCCUGGCUGCUUGCGGGCGGCGGCGGAUGAGGCGGUGACGCGGGCGUGGGUGGGGGGGCUGCGAGUGCUGGUGGUGGACGACACGCCCGUCAACCUCCUCGUGGCCCGCCGCUCCCUCGCCCGCUGGGGCGCCCAAGUCACCACCGCCUCCCACGGGCAACAAGCAGUGGACUUAAUCGCUGCUGGGGUCAAGGAGAGCAGAAAGCUGGACGACGGGAGAGGGCAGAAGGCCGUUGACCCAAUUGCUGCUGGCGUGGCAGGGAGGAUGGGGGAGGAAGCUGCUGGCUUACUGGCUGCUGGGUUGGUAGAGGGAAGAGGGGAGGAGGGGGAGAGAGGGGCGAUUGGCGAGCUAGUGAGAGCAGGUGCUGGGAGGGCUGGCGAGAUGGUUGAGAGUAGAGGCAAGGGGAUAGCGGCUGGGGAGUUAGUUGGAAGCAGUGCGGAUAGUAGGGAUGGGUGCGGGGCGAGGGGAGUGAGCGAGAGAGGAGCGGAUGAGAGAGGAGGGAGUGGAAGAGGAAGGGGUGGAAGAGGAGAGGAUGAUAGAGCAGGAAGUGCAUCGUUGCAGCAUGGCUUCGACUUGGUUCUCAUGGACCUGCAGAUGCCGGGCAUGGACGGGGGCGACGUCAAGGCCUGGAGGCAUGGCGAGCAGAGAAGGGCUGACUGGGACAGAGGGGAUUCUACAGCAGGGAGGGAGAUGGGAGGGCGCAGGGAGGGGAGCAGCAGCGCCCAGGGAGAUGCACAGGCGGGGAGUGAGCUGCGGAGGGGACUGGGGGGGACGUAUGGGGGGGAGAGGGAGCAGGGGAGAGAGUUUUUUGCCACGGGAGACAGGAGGAAUAGGGCAGAUUGA